Cyphellophora attinorum is the source of this 1215-nucleotide messenger RNA. Its product is annotated as Serine/threonine-protein phosphatase SIT4. The coding region runs from base 1 to 1215 and encodes 404 amino acids. Lineage: Eukaryota; Fungi; Ascomycota; Eurotiomycetes; Chaetothyriales; Cyphellophoraceae. Gene Ontology annotation, molecular function: protein serine/threonine phosphatase activity. Gene Ontology annotation, cellular component: cytoplasm. The record is from RefSeq and is a predicted model, not a curated record. The transcript is spliced from 2 exons. Gene Ontology annotation, biological process: G1/S transition of mitotic cell cycle; peptidyl-serine dephosphorylation.
AUGACGAAGAUAGCAGUCCCGGUGCCGGGUCCGGCGCGACUCAAGAAGUCGGCAGGACCGGAUGAAUGGCUGGAAGCGGCGAAGAACUGCAAAUACCUCUCAGAAUAUCACAUGAAGCAGCUCUGCGAGAUAGUCAAAGAGUACAUGAUGGAAGAAUCAAACAUCCAGCCUGUAUCUACCCCGGUCACAAUAUGCGGCGACAUACACGGCCAAUUCUACGAUCUCCUCGAACUCUUCCGAGUCGCCGGCGGCAUGCCGAACGAGACCGCACCACAAACACCCGUCACACCCGCCAACAUCAUUACCGCCGCCGACAUCGAACCUCCCUCGACCAUCACCGACCCCAAACUAAAGAAGAAGCUCAAACUUGGAGGAGCACAACAUCCUGACUCGACUGGCGAACAAAGCAGCGAGGUCAGCGAUGCAGAAGACAUUCCAUCAUCACAACAAUCCGAUACCGAAGGGGAAAAGUCCGAGUCUGGAAAUGUCAUAUCCCGUCGGCAGAACGCCAACUUCAUCUUCCUCGGCGACUACGUUGACCGCGGCUACUUUUCACUCGAAACACUCACCCUCCUACUAUGCUUGAAGGCAAAAUACCCCGAGCGUAUCACACUCGUUCGCGGCAACCACGAAUCAAGACAAAUAACACAGGUCUACGGCUUCUACGAAGAAUGCGUGCAGAAAUACGGCAACACAUCAGUGUGGAAGGCAUGCUGUCAAGUGUUCGACUUCAUGACACUCGGAGCAAUCGUCGAUGGCAAGGUCCUUUGCGUUCACGGCGGACUCUCACCAGAGAUCAGAACGCUCGAUCAAGUGCGAGUCGUUGCACGAGCACAAGAAAUUCCACACGAAGGCGCAUUCUGUGACCUGGUUUGGUCCGAUCCUGAAGACGUCGAAACAUGGGCUGUGUCACCUAGAGGUGCUGGCUGGCUGUUUGGUGAUCGCAUAUCGCAAGAAUUCUGCCAUGUCAACGGCCUCAGCCUGAUUGCUCGAGCACAUCAACUUGUCAACGAAGGCUACAAGUACCACUUCAAGAGUCAAGACGUCGUCACUGUCUGGUCGGCACCCAACUACUGCUACCGAUGCGGCAACAUGGCUUCUGUCUGCGAGGUUGGCGAAGAUAUGAAGCCAAACUUCAAGUUGUUCUCUGCGGUCAAGGAUGAGCUAAGACAUGUCCCACCUUCUCGUGGUGGACGUAAUGAGUACUUCCUCUGA